Ostrinia furnacalis (Asian corn borer) is the source of this 822-nucleotide messenger RNA. RefSeq lists its product as uncharacterized. Bases 7 to 822 code for a protein of 271 amino acids. The record is from RefSeq and is a predicted model, not a curated record. The transcript is spliced from 5 exons. NCBI's taxonomy places the organism in Eukaryota, Metazoa, Arthropoda, Insecta, Lepidoptera, Crambidae.
UCCAAGAUGUUCGAAGAUUGUAAGGAGGAAGAAGAGGACGAGGAAUGGCCCCUGGCGAUUAUAAAACAUGAUGCCAGACAUGCCAUGUGGAUGCUAUGUGGCACACUUGGCGUGGACUGCAGAGGAGUGCCGGGACAGGCCUGCCGGCUCCUUGAGCGUUACCUAGCGGUACAAAUGCAUAACUUCAGCAAUUUGGCUCCAGGUACAGUGGUCGCACAAGGUCCAACUUUCAAGAGGCAGCUGCUGAGAAAGCUCCCGGUACUGAUGGUAUCUUGUAUACAACUAGCGGCCAAGAUGAACUCCGCCUACUUCCAGAUGAAUGCGUCGUUCAUCAGGGUGUGCCUCAUCUUCAAGGGAGUGAGGCUAACUGUAGACGAAAUAAAAGAAUCCGAGUUCAGAGUAUACAGCACUUUAGGGUUCCGCAUCCCCCUGUGGACCAGCGUGGAGGCAGGGGAAGCCCUGGCCGUGGCCGCGGGCAUGCCGCAGGAGAUGCUGGAGGGCGUCGCGCUGCUCGUCAACUUGGCGGAGUACCGCCGCGACCGGCUCAACGGCCGCGUCUGGUGGGCUUCAAACCUUUCACCGCCCAGUCCGAACUUCGCCCGGGUAGGCCUGCGGACAGUACACCUGGCGGCGGGCUCGGUGGCGGCGGCGGCGCGGCAACUGUCGUACUGCGGGCCGGACCCCGCGCCGCGGCUUGCGGAGCUGACGCGCGCGCCGCUCUGCUACGUCAGAUGCAUCAGCAACUGCUUGCUCACCGAAUUGCUCGCGGGCGACGCUGGCUCGGGAGUCAGCUCCAGUAGAAAAAGGAAAAGACAGGAUUGA